GCAUAUCACUGAUAACGGUGUUUGGUUUAUCUGUGUCAAAGUUGACCUCUAGAGGUCAAAGUUUGCACGGGUGGGCCAACGCACCGACCGAAAUAACAAAUUAACUUUUUCUACUUUCUUAUUAUUUCAAUUUGUUUUUAUUUGUUUUUAUUCACGAGUUUGAACAAUUGAAAAGCAAUUUAUUCCAAAAAUGAAGGCAAUUGGCAUUUUGUUUUUUGUUUUAAUGUUUGUAAGCUCCUCUCAUCAAAUCGAGGAAGAUUUUGUGACCAUGGUCAGCCAAAAUUUCAACCCCAAGAUGAACAGCAAAUUGGAACAGCACAUUCUUCAUCUUCAUAAGCAAGAACUUGCCCUUAAAGCAUAUGAAUCUUAUUACGGCCGAUCAGACGUGGACCUUCCCGGGCUGAAGAAGGUGAUGAAAGAACUCAAAGAAAGGGCGCACGAGAACGCCCUUGAGAUUACCACGUUCAUCAACGCGAGGGGCGGUAUCAUUCGCUAUCCAGCAGUGCAGCUGAGCGCCGCUUGUGACGACAUCGGGAGGUCGUUGACAGCCUAUCACGUGACACAGCCCAGCACGACAACUUCCGUUUCUCUGGCACCGAGAACAACGCCAUACAUUUGUCAGUUCCUUACCAAGCCGGAGAAAUCAGAACCAACAAAGAAGAAGAAAGUGUCGGGGAUUAAAAAAUUUCUUGGCUUUUUGGACAGUAAUGAGGAUCAAGAAAAGAGAGGAGUCAUUCAACGUCAAGAUUGGCAGUCUGGCCUGUACGGCCUUGAGGAUGCCCUGGCCUUUGAGAAGUCAAUCAACGACGGUCUUCUGGCGCUGACCAAAGCCGCUGUCCAGUUUACAGAUCCACUGACAAGAGAGCACAUGGAAGUCAUGCUGGAGAAGCAAGCUGACGUCAUCAAACGUCUGGGUGACCUCAUCACCAGACUCCGCCAGUACAAACAGGACGAGGACUACACGCUGGGCGAGUACCUACUGGACCAGGAGUUGCAGUCUUAGGCCGGAC
This is a messenger RNA of Physella acuta, 1010 nucleotides long. Its product is annotated as yolk ferritin. The record is from RefSeq and is a predicted model, not a curated record. Gene Ontology annotation, cellular component: cytoplasm. Gene Ontology annotation, biological process: intracellular iron ion homeostasis; iron ion transport. NCBI's taxonomy places the organism in Eukaryota, Metazoa, Mollusca, Gastropoda, Physidae. Gene Ontology annotation, molecular function: ferrous iron binding; ferric iron binding.